AUGGAUGCCUCCUCUUCAUCCUCAUCAAAACGUUGUAAGUACCAAGUGUUCUUGAGCUUCAGAGGUGAAGACACACGCAAGGGCUUCACAGGCCACCUCCACGAAGCAUUAUCUGAUGCCGGAAUCCGCACCUUUCUUGACGACAACGAGCUAGAAAGAGCGGAAUUUAUAAAAACCCAACUGGAGCAGGCAAUCGACGGGUCCAUGAUCUCCAUAAUUGUCUUCUCCAAGAGGUAUGCCGAUUCCAGUUGGUGUCUUGAUGAGCUGGUGAAGAUCAUGGAGUGUAGAGAAAGAUUGGGGCAACAGGUUAUUCCAUUGUUCUAUAAUGUUGAUGCUUCAGAUGUCCGGAAACAAACUGGUAGGUUUGUGCAGGCAUUUGAGAAACAUGAAGCGGGCAUCUGUGAAGGUAAACAUGAGAAAGAUAAGGUACAGCGGUGGAGAAAUGCUCUCACUCAAGCUGCAGAUUUGUGUGGGGAAGAUCUUAAAAAUGCUGACAAUGGGCAUGAAGCAAAGUUUAUCAAGAAAAUUCUUGGGGAGGUUAAUAAGCAGUUGUACAGCAAAUACCAAUUAGACAUCGAACACUGUGUUGGAAUUACUUCUCGGCUGAACAAUGUUGUUCGCAUGAUUGAUAUUGAAAAUUCAGGUUCUAAGGAUGUUGUUCGCAUUAUUGGUAUUUUGGGGAUGGGCGGCAUUGGUAAAACAACGCUUGCCAAAACCAUUUAUAACAAAGUUGAACGUAUCUUUGAAGGUAGGAGUUUCCUUGCAGACGUGAGGGCAGUAAUUGCACACCAACCCAUUAAUGGUCUAGUUGGUUUGCAAGAGCAACUUCUAAAAAAUAUCUUGAACGUAUCUUUGAACGUUGAUUCUGUUGAUGUAGGGAUCACUGUGAUACAAGAAAGACUUUGCUGUAAAAGAGUACUUGUCAUAAUUGACGACGCAGAUGAUCUACACCAACUAGAAGCAAUAGCUGGAGCUCGUGAUUGGUUUGGUCCUGGAAGUAGAAUUGUUAUAACAACAAGAAAUCAACAUUUGCUAGACCAAGUUGGAGUGGAUAGCACAUAUAUGGCUCAAGAAAUGGAUGAGGAAGAAGCUCUAGAGCUCUUGAGUUGGCAUGCCUUCAAAAGAGGUUAUCCUGAUCAAGAAUACCUUGACCUCUCAAAACGUGUAAUUCGUUACUGUCAAGGCUUGCCAUUAGCACUUCGAGUUGUAGGGUCUUUUUUGAUUAAAAGAACCGCAUUAGAAUGGGAAAGCCAAUUGGAGAGAUUGGAAAGAAGUCCUCAUGAAGCAAUUACAAAAAUACUGAGAAUAAGCUUUGACGGGCUACCUGACCGUACAGACAGAAAUACAUUCCUUGAUAUAUCUUGUUUCUUUAUUGGAAUGGACAAGGACUAUGUCACACAAAUAUUAGAUGGAUGUGGCUUUUGUGCAACGCUAGGAAUCCCUAUCCUCAUUGAACGGUGCCUUGUAACUGUUAGUGAGCAAAACAAGCUGAUGAUGCAUGAUUUGCUUCGAGACAUGGGAAGAGAGAUCGUUCGUGAAAAUGCCCGCGGUCACCCUGAAAAAUUUAGUAGAUUGAGAAAACGUGAAGACGUAACAGAUGUAUUGAGAGACAAAUCUGGAACUGACGAAAUUGAAGGAGUUACUCUAGAUAUGCGAUGGCCUAACAGGGAACUGGCUAGAUUCCGUGCACAAGCAUUUACCAACAUGAAAAAACUGAGGUUACUCCUCCUCAGCAGAGUAGAGCUCACUGGAGAGUACAAAGAUUUUCCGAAAAAGUUAAUAUGGUUGUGCUGGCAUUAUUUUCCUCAAGAGUCCAUACCAGAUGACUUUCCUAUGCAACCAAAACUAGUUGCUUUAGACCUGCAGCAUAGCAAACUCAAAAUAGUUUGGAAGGAUUGCAAGUUGCAUGAGAAUUUGAAAAUCCUUAAUCUCAGCCAUUCCCGUAGGCUAACAAAAUCACCAGACUUUUCAAAACUCCCAAAUCUCAAGGAAUUGAUAUUGGAAUACUGUGAGAGUUUGUCUGAGGUUCACUCAUCCAUCGGGGAUCUUGGAAGACUUUCUUUGUUGGCUGAUGGCUUAGGGGACAUGGUAUCAUUGACAACUCUGAAAGCGGAUUACACAGCCAUAAGACAAAUACCAUCUUCCAUAUUAAAAUUGAAGAAUUUGAAAAUUUUAUCUCUAUCUGGCUGCAGGUUAACUGAGGAUGCAAUCCCAAGUCUCGCUGGUCUUUCAAAGCUCAAGGUUUUGUGUUUAAAUGCAUGCAGAAGACUACGUGCAAUCCCAGAUUUACCAACCAAUUUGUAUGUUCUGAAAGCAAAUGACUGCCCAGAAUUGGAAACACUUCCAGAUUUUUCAAAAAUGUGGAAUAUGAGAGAAUUGUAUCUAAGUGAUUCAUUCAAACUCACUGAGGUUCCAGGCUUGGAUAAGUCAUUAAAUUCCAUGACAAGGAUUCAUAUGGAAGGCUGCACCAAUCUCACUGCUGAUUUUAGGAACAACAUCCUACAGAGAUGGACUUCUUGUGGAUUUGGUGGAAUUUAUUUGAAUGGAAUUUAUGAUAUUCCUGAGUGGUUCAAAAUCGCCAAUGAUGUGGACUAUAUCAUCUUCGUUGAAGUUCCUCAAAGAAUCAUGGGCCGUGAUUUAAAAGGGUUGACUAUAUGCUUCGUUUACUCAGACAGGCGAAAACUCAUAGAUGUUGAAGUUCCUAUUUGCAUUAUCGUUAGAAAUCUUACCAAACGAACUGCUUUGCACACCAAGAUAGCAUUUGCCUCCAUAAGAACUUACAGAAGACCAGAAGACCGUUUGUUUUGGUGGAGACCUGACAACCGUUAUCUUUGGCAGAGACAAUUGUCAAACGGACCUGAAAACCGUUAUCUUUGGCAGGGACAAUUGUCAAACGAUGUGCUCCGUUUGGAAGGCGGUGACCGCGUAUCGAUUUUUAUAAUGCCUGAUGUUGAUUUUGUGAGAGUGAAGACAGGGGUUCAUCUAGAAUGGGACAAAGUCAUGAAGGAAAAUAUGGAUAAUCCAGAUCGUCAUUUGUAUGAUUGGGAAACAAAUGGGGAUUUUUGA
Messenger RNA from Prunus armeniaca (apricot), 3066 nucleotides. The record is from the annotation of a GenBank genome assembly. NCBI's taxonomy places the organism in Eukaryota, Viridiplantae, Streptophyta, Magnoliopsida, Rosales, Rosaceae.